CGCGUGGGGAGGGGACGCUUCAUUCCCCGGGGCUGGAGGCGAGGGGGAGCCGGUGUCUGCGCAGCAGCAACCUGCAGAGCAGAGGGGCUGGCGGCUUCCCUGCCGGGCAGAGGAUGAGCAAAGCCCCCGGCGCGCUGGAGCAGGAGGACUUUCCAGCUGGGACAGACCAUGAGCAAUGACUUGACUGCAUGGGACAACACGACUGAGAGCACAACGACAGUGCCCGGCGAGGUGAACACGCAAGAUGGGUAUGUGCUGCUCCUCGUGCUGCUCUCCAUCUUCAUCGGAGGGACCUUGGUCCUGCUGUCCGGGAUCCUGAUUAUCUGCCGCCGGUGCUGCGAGACGGACCGCAGGCACUCCAGAGCCAGUGAUGACCCUGAGAAAACCAACACCACGUACCUGGAUGACUCUCAGCCUCCGCAAGAGAUCACCAUCAAGGUGGACGACCCCGACUGCCUGUCGGCCUCCAGCUACCGGGAUGUGGAGACGGAGCGUUUCCUCUCGUCCAGCUCCUCCACCGGGCGCCGGGUCUCCUUUAACGAGGCCGCGCUCUUCGAGCAGAGCAAGAAGACCCAGGAGAAGGGGAGGAGGUACACGCUGACCGAGGGGGAUUUCCACCAUCUCAAGAACGCCCGGCUGACCCACCUCCACGUCCCGCCGCCCGCCCUGAGGAUCAUCACCAUCCACGAGUGCGAGUCGACCGAGAACAGCCUGGCCAUGUCGCCCCGCCUGCCCCCGGCCAAGCCCAGCCUCGCCAUCUUCCAGCCCCCGGGGGACACCCUGCCCCAGACAGCCCUGACCGCCCACACCAUGUGCCCCAGUUCCGCCCUGCCUGGCGACACCUACAACUCCACCGUGGACACCAGUUUCGCCGAAGCCAGCCCAUCCAUCUCCUCCUCCUCUGGGGAGAGCCCUUCGUUUGAAGGGGCCGCCAGGAGUGGGAAAGGCACCGGCGCGGGCAGCACUGGACCCGGGGAGCCUCCGCCACCCCCUGCCCAGGGCACCGUGCUGCAGUUCUUCACCCGCCUGCGGCGUCACGCCAGCCUCGAGGGCACCAGCCCCUACUUCAAGAUCAAGAAGUGGAAGAUUGAGAGCAACCAGCGCGCAUCCAGCCUGGAAACCAGAGGCUCACCCAAGCGGCGUCAGUUCCAGAGGCAGCGGGCGGCGAGCGAGAGCAUGGAGCAGGAGGACAGAGACGCCCAUCAGACUGGCAUCAUCCAGUACAUUGCCCGGACAGACGACAUAGCCUUCCGCCCCAUGGCUGGGCCCUUCCUGCCAUCCCCCUCCAGCCCCCCACCCUCUCUCGGCAGGUUAGAGCCAGCAGAGGCGGGCGGGGGCAGCGUCCCCAGGGCGCCCAGCACGGAGCAGCAGACCAUCUACCACGACAUCUGGAGCCUGCGGGCCUCCCUGGAGCGGUGCGCCUCGUCCGAGCAGAGCAACGACCGGGACUCCGUGCGCAGCGAUGGGGGCGACAGCAUCUGCUCGGCCGGGGGUGGCAUCCCUGCCUUCCCCUCUUCCCUGGAGGAAGCCGAGGGCCUGGACGAGUGGCCGUGGGCCCGGCCCAGGCAGGAGAGCGCGGAAGCAGAGCCGGGCACACGCAAGCUGCUGCAGAUGGACAGUGGCUACGCCUCCAUUGAGGCGCCGAGCCGGGCGGGUGAGGACGGGCAUCCCAAGGGCCAGACGGCCUCGGAGAAGCGCAUCUGUUUCACCAGCGCCGGACGCAAGGGCACCAUCUUUGAGAGCUUUGAGGGGCACGAGCCCGAGGAAGAGGAGGAGGAAGAGGGGGCGGUGGGGGGGCCGCUGCCCCAUAGCCCCCUGGCCCGGUCCCCCUAUGGGCAGAUCUUCCUAGCCCGGGAUGCGCUGCCCCGGCGGGACUACAGCAUCGACGAGAAGACGGACGCCCUCUUCAACGCCUUCGUCCGUCACGACCCGCAGUUCGACGACUCGCCCCUGCGUGCCAAGCACCGCUCCCGCGCCCACCUGCGCAAGCAGUGGCAGCGUUCCAAGCAGCACAGCGACCCCGGUGGGCGCUACCCCCCUGCCCUGGAGCGCCACCGGACCCCGCUGCGCCGGGGAGGCAGCCUCAGCUACCCUCCGGACAGCCGCUACCACGGCACCCGGCCCCGCGUCGUCAGCACCGAGGCGGCGGGCGAGGCCGGGGACGGCUCUGCCGUGCCCGACGCCGACGCCAAGAUCCAGGUGAUCGAGGAGGAGCCGCCCGAACUGGCUGGCGACCUCAAGCUGGCUUCCGAUCCCUAUGACGAAGAUUGCCCUGGCGAUGGCCAGGGCCCAAACUGUGGGCCCCAGCCCCUAGGGGCUGAGCUGAUGGACAAGAUCAUGGGGGGGCUCGAGGACAGGCUGUAUGGGCACUUGAGAAAAUCGAGAGAGAGUCCGGAGUGUCUGGUGGCCGUGGCCUCUCCCGACCACAGCCCCGUCUAGGGGGCGGGAGAGCAGACCGAGCUCACUCAUCCACUGAGUCAGGCUUCAGGGCUUCAACCCCUUCCACAGCUGGCACUGCCAGCACGUUCAGGGCAUUCGAACGGCAGCAGGGGGGUGUGGAUCUGCCCGGACAGACGCGCCCGGUUCGAGGGGAUCGGGCUCCGCCUGGACGUUCCUGUCGCCUUGGAACGGUCCAGGGCAGAGGGCAGGCUCAGCCCGCCCUGUUUGAGUCUGGAGUGGGGGGUCUACUUGGAUGUACCCAUUGCAUUCAAGGGCUUUGAAGGGCACAGAUCUGUACAGAGGUACCCGCCCGUGGGCGGGAUCCAGGGGGACACAGAUCCACCCAGAUGUACCCGCCACAGGGUCCAGGGGGGCACAGAUCCUCCCAGACCCACCUGCAAUGUGGGUGGGUUCCAGGGGGCACAGAUCCACCCAGGCACACCUGUCACAAGGGCGGGGUCCUGGGGGGGAUCCCCAGUGAAGCAGCCCCUGCCCCCAUGCAGGCCUGGCAGCCGGAAGGGGUUGUUACAGAGGCGAGGAGUGUUUGCCAAAGCAGGCGACUCUUCCACAGCCAGGAGGUUGAUUUUAAGGGACUUGUACUAAUAACCCCCCAAACUCUUACCUCACACCGUAGAGCUGUGUAGCACAUAUGACACCCCCCUCCCCCCCAGUCCUGGGGCAUGGCCCCUCCCCUGCACACCCCACGCCCCCCACCCUCCUCUCUCUCUCUCUGAUUUUUUACAAGCAAUAACGUCUCUGUCCGGAAUCGUCCUUGCAAAGAAGGGAUCGGGGCUGGGAUCCGCGGUGCUGGGAGUGGAGAUGGGCCACUGAAGGAGGGGGAGGGCAGCUCCAAAGUUUCUCCCGGAGGGAGGCAUUGCUGGGGGCAGCAACGCAUUAGGGGGGGUGGGGGAGGUUUGAGGCCUGGGAAAGCUGCUGCCCCCUUGUGCCAGUUACUUCCCUCUUCCCACCCUGGGGACAUCUCGACCCAGGGCAGGCUCAUGGGCUCUUGGCUUGAAGCUCUGGUGCUGGGACCUACGGGACAGGGGGUACAUGGAGCAGCUAGAGAGGGGGCGCAGGAGAUGAUGGUCCAAAGGGGAGGAAGGAGCAGUGGGGCAGUUGGAUGGGAGGCCAGGUCCCAAGCAGAAUCAAGGGGCCAGCAGGAGAUGGUGGCAGGUGUCACUCACUUCCCUCCUGGGACUGAGACUGAACCAGGCCAAGGGCCUGGCGGGGAGGGGCAAAAGGGGGGACCGCACCAAAACCAGUGAGGAGUGAGGCUGAAGGAGCCUUGCUCCGCAGCUCUGCCUCCAGUACCCCCAUACAGAGGGUAACCAGGGCCCCGGCUGGAAUGCGUAUCUGCCCCGGGCUGCGUCCCCUGGGUCGGGAAGCGGGGAGAAGCUGAGGCUUCCAACUGGACAGGCCCUUCAGCAACUGCUGCUAGAAAAAUCUCAUUCUCCAGGUGCCAAAUUGAGGGUGGGAUGGACACUCACACAGUGCCAUGGGGCGGGGCGGCUCCUGGGAUGGCCUGGAACUGGAGCCUAUCCCCAGGUAUCAGUUUCCCGGGGGGGGGGGGGGAAAUGCUUGCUCCCCAUCCCCCAAAAAACUAACUGGCUCCUCCUUUCUCCUUCCCUAUAUUACUGGGCCCAAGUGGGAGAAGGGCCUAGAUCUAGCAUGCCUUGUGGGGCUGGUGGCAAGAUGGGGCAAAGGGGGAGUCAGAUCUCCUAACUCCCCUUCUCCCCCCAACAACUUUAUACCUGGAAAGCCAACACCCCCCCUCCUGCUUCUCCUUGAACUGCUCUCCCCCCAAACCUGGCUCCCCCCAGUUCUCCCCCAGGGAGCAAAGUGAUGGGCUUUAUUUAUUAUUUAUUGAUUUUUAUAGAACUGGAUGGAUUUGCUGCUCCAUGGGGGGGCAGGUUCCGCUUUUUAUGGGAUUUUGUUCAUGUAUCAAAGGAUGAGAAGCAAAAAGCUUUAUUAUCCGAAAGACUCGGUCAGCGCAGGGGAAGGGGGAGGGGCAGGGUGGGGUGUGGGGGAGGAGAUGCCAGCCACAUUCGUAUCCUGCCCUCCCCCCCCAUCUUGGUGCUCUUGUCACCCCCGUUCCUGGCUGCGCUUCGACAUUUGCAUGUGAUCAAAGAGGCUGGGUCGUUCCUCUGCAGAGUCUGUCCAAAGCACUAACAUGAAACCACAACUCUGCCUUUUUCAACCUAUAAAGACCAAGUGUCGAGAGUU
This is a messenger RNA of Caretta caretta (loggerhead turtle), 4662 nucleotides long. RefSeq names its product CACN subunit beta associated regulatory protein (gene CBARP). Gene Ontology annotation, biological process: negative regulation of voltage-gated calcium channel activity; negative regulation of calcium ion-dependent exocytosis. Gene Ontology annotation, cellular component: plasma membrane; secretory granule. Lineage: Eukaryota; Metazoa; Chordata; Testudines; Cheloniidae. Gene Ontology annotation, molecular function: transmembrane transporter binding. The record is from RefSeq and is a predicted model, not a curated record.